AUGUUCCGGGCCCAGCAGAACAUCUUUGACGAGGCCGUCGCCAAAGCGACCGACGAAAACCUCACCUCCGAGAAUUGGGAGCUUAUCCUCGAUGUCUGUGAUAAAGUCAGUUCGAGCGACACUGGCAGCAAGGAUGUUGUCGCCGCCAUGAUCAAGCGACUCGCCCAUCGCAAUGCGAAUGUACAGCUAUAUACCCUCGAGCUAGGCAACGCCCUGUCGCAGAAUUGUGGAGUUGCUAUGCAUCGGGAAUUGGCUUCCAGGAGUUUCACCGAUGCGCUGCUAAGACUGGCGAACGACAGGAAUACUCAUCAACAGGUCAAGUCGAAGAUCCUCGAACGUAUGGAGGAGUGGACUAAGAUGUUCUCUUCCAACACAGAACUUGGAAUUAUGGAACAGGCGUAUAUGAAAUUGAAGGCACAAAAUCCCAACCUACAACCUCCUCAGGCUCCUGUCAAGAAACAGAUCACAGACUACGAUAGACAGAAAGAGGAAGAAGAACUACAGAUGGCCCUACGAUUGUCCAUUCAAGAUAAAGCCGCCCCUUCGUCAUCAAAUCAAUCGCAGCCUGGAUCUAGUGCUACUGGCGGUGCUGGAGCGGCCGAACUAUCAGCUCUCUCAACCUCGAACAGUAUUUCUGGCGGUUCACACCCCAUAUCCUCCGGUACAACCGCUGCUACAGUGUCGAGGGUGAGAGCACUCUUUGAUUUCCAACCCUCGGAGCCCGGCGAGCUACAAUUCCGAAAAGGCGAUGUCAUCGCGGUUCUGGAAUCGGUAUAUAAGGAUUGGUGGAAGGGUUCCCUUCGUGGCCAGACAGGCAUUUUCCCACUCAACUAUGUCGAGAAGUUACAAGAUCCAACCCCUGAUGAGUUACAAAGAGAGGCGCAAACAGAAGCCGAAGUCUUUGGUCAGAUCAAGAAUGUCGAGAAGUUACUCGCGCUGUUGUCCACCAAUACUGGUGAUACGAAUGUUCGGGAUAACGAAGAGAUCACGGAGCUCUAUCACAGCACAUUGGCGAUCCGGCCUAAGCUGAUCGAGCUCAUCGGAAAGUAUACACAGAAAAAAGAUGACUUCCAACAACUCAAUGAGAAAUUCAUUAAAGCACGGAGGGACUAUGAGGCACUUUUGGAAACUUCCAUGGCUCAAUCUGCACACGCAUAUGCCCGUCCUAGUCCCGCAGCAUAUGGCUAUGGCGCUGGCGCUGGCGCUCCUGGACAAUAUCCUCAGAGAUACUAUACCCCUGUUGCAGAUGGCCAACCGCCCAAUAAUGCUGUGCCUUAUGGCCAACAUCAACCUGGAUUUCAACCCCCAUAUCCAAUAGCUUCACCACCACCUCAAAGCCAUACACCUUCCAACCAGUAUCCACCCCCUAACUUACACCCUGCUCGUCGACAAUCACAACCUGAAUCAUAUGCACAAUAUGCACCAGAUGUGAACAACUCAUACGGCCCGCCUCCUUCGCAACAUCAACCAUAUCCAACUGUGCAACCACCGAAUAUCCAACAAAUACAACAAGACGACGGCAAAGAUUACUCACCCUCCAAUUACUCGACCGAGGAUCUCCACGCACCUCACCUACAACAACAGCAACUACCCCCACCAGCACCACCAGCGACCGCUUCAGCAUUCGCGAAUCUUCCUUCGCAACAACAGCAACAGAAUGUACCAGUAUAUCCACCACCAUCCGCGCCCAGCGCACCUGGAGCAGCACCCUAUGACUAUCAGCCACCUCCACAACACGGACCUCCACCGGUACCCACCGCUGGUCCGGGUCCCAACCAAGGAGACCGACCCAUUACACCCCUGCCUCAGAGUUCCGCCUAUCCAGUCUUUUCCGGUUCGUCGACCAGUCCGCAACAGUAUCAGGCUUAUAACCCAAGACCUGCCAGUGUUACCGGUGGUCCUGGUGCAGGUUAUUACAGGUAA
Exophiala bonariae is the source of this 1923-nucleotide messenger RNA. RefSeq lists its product as uncharacterized. The transcript is spliced from 6 exons. The record is from RefSeq and is a predicted model, not a curated record. Gene Ontology annotation, cellular component: ESCRT-0 complex. Lineage: Eukaryota; Fungi; Ascomycota; Eurotiomycetes; Chaetothyriales; Herpotrichiellaceae. The coding region runs from base 1 to 1923 and encodes 640 amino acids. Gene Ontology annotation, biological process: protein transport to vacuole involved in ubiquitin-dependent protein catabolic process via the multivesicular body sorting pathway. Gene Ontology annotation, molecular function: ubiquitin binding; phosphatidylinositol binding.